This is a messenger RNA of Pogona vitticeps (central bearded dragon), 974 nucleotides long. It is a transcript of the gene POLR2D, whose product is annotated as RNA polymerase II subunit D. Gene Ontology annotation, cellular component: RNA polymerase complex. The record is from RefSeq and is a predicted model, not a curated record. NCBI's taxonomy places the organism in Eukaryota, Metazoa, Chordata, Lepidosauria, Squamata, Agamidae. Gene Ontology annotation, biological process: DNA-templated transcription initiation. Gene Ontology annotation, molecular function: nucleotide binding.
CUCCCGAGGGCGUCUCCGUCCCUCGUUUCCGGAGUUGUGCGCGGCCAUGGCGGUCGGAGGCGCCGAUGCGAAGGCGGUGGACGUGGAAGAGGAUGCUUCUCAACUUGUCUUUCCCAAAGAAUUUGAGACUGCCGAAACCCUUCUAAAUUCAGAAGUGCAUAUGCUUCUUGAACAUCGGAAACAGCAAAAUGAGAGUGCAGAAGACGAGCAGGAACUCUCUGAAGUUUUCAUGAAGACUUUGAACUAUACUGCUCGCUUCAGCCGUUUCAAAAACCGGGAGACAAUUGCAAGUGUACGCAGUUUGCUGCUGCAGAAGAAGCUCCAUAAAUUUGAAUUGGCAUGUUUAGCUAAUCUGUGUCCUGAGACAGCUGAGGAGGCCAAAGCUUUAAUUCCCAGCUUAGAGGGUCGGUUUGAAGAUGAAGAGUUGCAGCAAAUUCUUGAUGACAUUCAGACCAAACGAAGUUUUCAAUAUUAGAAGAAACAGCUAGACUUUGCUGUAGUCUGAACAGUGGUUUGGGGGAACACAUUUUUCCCAUGUAUCCCUGGGGCAAUAAUAGCUUUCUUUUAAUAGCGAAAGAAGCUGUUGCAGGAUCAUACAAUCAUGUUCUGCCAAGGACAUGUUUUUUAAAAAAAUCUGUCAAACAUUGACGAAGUUGGAAAUACUGAUGUGUAUGAGGCACAGAACUUUGGACAUCUGCUGUGGCUAGUUUAAUAUUCCAAACUUUGUCUUUAUCUUGGAUGUAUGCAGAAUGUUUUGGAGGUCAGAAAGACUAAAUGAAGGCACUAUUCCCCGUUUGAACAUAGGCUGGCUGAGGCGUUAAUCUUUACUCAUGUAACCUUAUGAACAUUGUAAUAUUAGGGUUGAAUUGAAUUCAUUUUGUUUAUUUUCUUUAUGUAUUAGAUUAAGAAUGUUCUUGUUCAGUCAUAAUUUUGUUCAAUUAUUUUGCAUAAAUUAAAGUACAUUGUUUUGGUUG